AUGGCCGAGGGCUCGUACGGCAGCCCCUUUUACCAGGGCAACAUAGCGCCAGUAGAAAAUACGUCCUCCACAGCCAAGUUUGCGACCAACGUGAACCGCAAAAAGACGCGCAAAUGGGUCGAGGCAAAGAAGGUCAACUAUGACGGCAGUGGUUGGGGCGACGAGGACGAUGAGGAUGAGGAUGACGGCUAUGGCGACGAGCCCAUGCCCCCCAUGCCAGCCAACGCGGCCCCGACACCCCUGCCGUCCCAGUCGUCCCUUGCACCCAGCGGCGUCACCGUCGGCGGCGCCCACCCGACCGCCGCCUUGCGCGCACGAAACAGCCCGUCGCCCAUGGGCCGCGUCCCGAUGAACGUGCAGCAACAGGCACAGCAGUCGAUACAGCAUAACCCGCAACAGCCACAGCAGGCACAGCAGGCACAGCAGGCACAGCAGGCACAGCAGGCACAGCAGGCACAGCAGGCACAGCAGGCACAGCAGCAGCAGCAAGCACAAUGGCGGCAAGUCUCGCCCGCGCCUGCGGCCGCUCGUGCGCCACCACAGCUGCGGACCUCGUCGCCGGGCACGGGUAUCGGUGGUGUUGCACCGCCGCCACAAUCGCAGUCACAAUCGCAGUCACAGCCCGGGAAUUACCCUCCCUUCCGUGACGGACGCUCGGAAUUGCCCCUGGGCCCGCGUGGACAGUCGCCGGCAGUUGUGGUGCCUCGUCCGGGUACCGGCCCGGCAGGACCACGGACCAUGUCGCCAGCCGGAGGCCCCAACGGCCCUCGUGGUAAAUUUAUCCGUCCCUCGGACAUUUAUAAGCGUGCCGACUCAAUAGAGUCCAUAGACAGAGGACGGAAGGAACUGCCCACCGCGCCUGCCACGUCGGCCAUAGUCAGCAACAACACGACUGCCCCCAUCGGGCAUCCCCAACCACAGACGGAGGCACCAUCACAAGCACAACACAAACCGCAGGACUCGGUCGACUCCACCGCCUCCGCCGAAGACGCCGCCAACGACCGCCGCUACUCGACCAGCCCCAAACUGCCGGACCUCGCGCGGUUCUCCACCUUUUCACCCGAUCUUUUGUUUGGCGGCAGCGGUGGUGGGUUCAUGUCGUCCGACGCACCACCGCCCGUGCCUUCGAUCCCCAACUCGCCAGCUGUCGGGGCGUUCCCAGAGUCGGUUACGGCCGCUGCCGGUGCCCCUGCUGUGUCCGCAACGCCCGCGAAGCACCUCUCGUCUGUGGCCGAAAACGUCGCGUCCACGUCGCGCGACGCCUCGCCCUUUUCCACGUCCUCGCGCGAGUCUGCCUCGGCCGCCCCUGUUCGUGAUUCGGCCGCCACCGCCAUCACGGCGUCCUCACUCGACGACACCCCGUCGACGACGACGGCUGGCGCCCGCGGGUCUGCCGACUCGACCCCGUCGUCGGUCGACGGCCCUGCCGCGGGAGCAGCAGCAGAUAGGAUGUCUGCAGCAACGGCAGAAAAUCGCAAGUCGGCGGCCAACAGUGCCCAGGAAGCGACGACGCCACUCGCUACCGACAACAACACUGACAACGCAAGCACCGUUGCAAACACGGCCGCAGACCAACAAACGGCGCCCACGCCAGCCUACUCUAACGACCCCAUGAUUGCUAUGACGGCACCCCUCAACCCACACCGCUUCAGCAGCAUGGUCCCCUUUAUGCCGCCGCCCGUCACCACGCCCAAGGGUCCUCGUGACAUCCAGCGAAGCGAGACGGCAGAAUCCACUCCCACCACCACCACGGCAGCCAACUCCCCGGUUAAAGAGAGCGAUGUGCUUCGCGAGGAGAUUAUCCGCACGUUGAGCCCUGUUAAAGCGACACACUCGGACGAGUCGCUCGAGGGGACUGUCAAGGACUCAACUGCCAGCGCUGUUGAAGACAAAGAAGUGGGUGCCAGGUCUGCCGAUGCACCCACAUCCCAAAACCGGAGCGAACACACGCGCACGCUCACCCGCGAAAGCUCUUACUUGCAAGACGUGUACGACGACUAUUGGACCCCGGACGACACCUCAGGCAACGACACCUACACCACCUCCGACCCGCCGCCGCCCAUCCCGCCAUUGGCCAGUGCUGGUGCUGGUGCUGUGUCGGGCCCGGGUGCUACGUCCGCUGCUGAGACUGGCGCCGACUCUGCCGCUGACUCUGUCGCCGACUCUGCUGCCAGCCACUCUGUCACACCUGCAGCUGUUGCUGCCACCGCCGCUGCCACUGCUGCUGUUGGCGCUGCUGCGUUGGCUGCGUCGGGCCACUCGUCCUCGUCUGCCUCCUUCUCUGCUGACGCCGCGACGCCACAACCUCAGCCGGCCGCGGCAGCCGAGUCGCAGCACACCCACCAACUACGAUCCCAACAAGGCCUCGCUCCGUCGCCGUCGCCGAAUCCCAGCGCCAGCGGCGUCCCGGGCGCCUUCCCUAGCAGCAACGUCCCGACUCCUGGCGCCGAUCCUGCCCCGACCACCCAACCGGUCUCGGCUCAGGCUGCUGCUGCCGCCUUUUCGAAUGCUCCCGGCCUGCGCCGUCGUUUCUCGUGGGAGGCCGAGCCCGAGCAGGCCGCCGAGAACGGCACCGGUGCCUUCACAGCCGUCCGUGCUUCUACCAUGGCCACACCACCUUCGUCUACGCAGCCGCAGUCGCAGUCGCCUCCGCCUAGUCUUGACGCGAUGCAAGUGAGCAGCCCCGUGUCAAACGUCCCGCCACCCAACGAGCUGCAGCCACAGCAACAGCACGACCGCACCAUGUCGCCCCAUGGUGACUCCAACACCGUUGUCUCGGCUGUCUCGACCUCGACAGUGGCGCCCGAGCUGACGGCGCCCUCGCCCGUGUCGGAUGCUGCUGUGCCGGGUGCGCCGGCAACGACGAAGCCGACCGCAGCGGCAGAGGCGGCCGCCGACAGCAGCGAAUAUCCGGCACAAGACGCGGCCCGCCCGUCGAAGACCCAGGCACCCGUGCGAUCCAUGCUCGAUGUUGGCGAUGCUCCCGCGCUCACGCCGAUCCGGUCCAUGCUGGAUGUCGGCGACGACCCGCUGCCCAAGCAGCUCGUCAACCGCAUCUCCACGGCCGAGUCCAUGCAGUCAUCGACCUCGUUCCAGUCGCAGUCGCAGUCGCAGUCGCAGUCGCAGUCGCAGAACAACCUGCAGUCACAGACGUCGCCGACCGCCGCACCGUCCAUCCACGUCUACCAGCCUGCCGCACCCGUUGUGUCUCCAACGUCUCCGGCCGCCCUUGGCUCCACCGGUAACAACCCGGCGCUCUUUGGGAGCGCUACCGGCAGCCCCAGCCAAACCCUCCGCCAGUGCAUGGCCCUUGACUCUCAUCAUGACCGCAUGGCCAAGCUGGCCGAGGCCCGCCACGAGUACGCCGUCGCCGAUUCUGGUCUAUCGUCCUGGCUGCAGUCCAUGACCGCCGUCCCCGAGUAUGCCCGUGCUGCCUAUGCUCCACUCUUUGACAACCAGGUCGGUGGCGCCGGCCUCCCGCCCUCAGGCUCUGCCUCCCGCCCUGUCGCCGCCGUCGCCGCCACGAUGUCACGCGUCCCGCACGUCCACGUCGCUGUGCCUUCCGGAACACAAAUCUCCAACAAGAGCAAGGAGAUUUUUAAUGUCGCGACGGGCAAGGCCGGCAAAGGUCUGCUGGCCCUGCGCAAGAAGGGCUUCCACAAGAAGUCGGCCAAUUAA
Molecule: messenger RNA, 3678 nt
Organism: Sporothrix schenckii 1099-18
Lineage: Eukaryota; Fungi; Ascomycota; Sordariomycetes; Ophiostomatales; Ophiostomataceae
Exons: 3
Coding region: 1-3678 (1225 amino acids)
Source: RefSeq, a predicted model, not a curated record